AGUCUUCAGGUUGCAGCUCCUUGAUAGGUCGACCCUCCCUUACUUGCGACUCCACAUCUCCACUUCAUUGCGCUCGACCGGUGUCAAUCUCCUCAACAAAUCCCUCCCCCGAGAUAUCAAAUAGACCGUGUAGCUGCCCGGCUCUUGCACUAUUUGCCCAGACGGCUUCCGCUCCAUUCAAAUCCUGAGUGCGUCUCUGCAGCGGUGCGUUGCGCGCAGGCUGGAGAUGACAAGAGCUCCGCGGAACUGGCCAGACAACCAUGGAUCUCCAUAAAACGCUGAUUUCGGUGCUUUGGAUAUUAUUGGUGAACCGAGUGGAAGACUGUCACGCUGAGGAAGUGGUGCUGCUGAAUUCUAAAGAGACUCAGGCAGAGCUAGGCUGGACGUCAUAUCCCCCCAAUGGAUGGGAGGAGAUAAGCGGUGUAGAUGAGAAGUACAAGCCUAUCCGGACGUACCAGGUGUGCAACGUGAUGGAGCCCACGCAGCAGAACAACUGGCUGCAGACUGGCUGGGUGGCACGCCGAGGCGGCCAGCGCAUCUUUGUGGAGCUCCAGUUCACAUUGCGUGACUGCAACAGCAUCCCUGGUGUAGCAGGCACCUGCAAGGAGACCUUUAACCUCCUCUACGUCGAGUCGGACAGGGACCUUGGCGGUGUGACUCGAGAGGAUCGAUACACCAAGAUUGACACCAUUGCUGCAGAUGAAAGCUUCACGCAGGGUGACCUAGGUGAGAGGAAGAUGAAGCUAAACACGGAGGUGCGUGAGAUUGGCCACCUCAACCGUAAGGGCUUCCAUCUGGCAUUCCAGGACGUUGGUGCCUGUGUGGCUCUGGUGGCUGUGCGCGUGUACUACAAACGCUGCCUCGCCACCGUCCAGAAUCUAGCCAUUUUCCCCGACACGGUGGCUGAGGCGGCCUUCGCCACACUAGUAGAAGUGCGGGGAAACUGCGUCAACAACUCUGAGGUUGACACAGACAGCCCUCCCAGGAUGCACUGCAGCGCUGAAGGGGAAUGGCUGGUGCCCAUUGGGAAGUGCAGUUGCAGCGCCGGCUACGAGGAGGGACACAGCAGCUGUGAAGCGUGUCCCCCUGGAUCCUACAAGAUGUCGUCCAGGCAGCAGGAGUGUUUCCCCUGCCCAGACCACAGUGUCGCAGAGGAGGAAGGAUCAGUGGUGUGUGUGUGUGAGGAGGACCACUUCAGAACGCCCUUGGAUUCUCCCUCAGCACCAUGCACACGGCCCCCAUCUCCACCUAGAGACUUGGUCUACACCCUGAAGCAGUCCACGUUGAUCUUGGAGUGGGCUGCGCCCUCCGACACAGGAGGCAGGGUGGAUCUGACCUACAGCGUCGGGUGCCGGCGGUGUGCUGGGAAGCAGUGUGAGCCAUGUGGGGCAAGUGUUGGCUUUGUGCCUCAGCAGGUCGGCCUGACGGAGAGAACGGUGACUGUGGUCAAUCUUCUUCCCAACACCAACUACACGUUUACAGUAGAAGCCUUAAAUGGAGUGUCUGAGCUGCUGCCCAACAAGAGGUUCUACACCCAGGUUAACGUGUCAACAAGCCUUCCUGCACCAUCUCUGAUCAGUGAGCUGCGAGCGGAGAAGAUCGAACAGAAGAGUAUAACCUUGGUGUGGAGGGAGCCCUCCUACCCAAACAGCAGCCGCACCGAAUAUGAGGUCAAAUACUACGAGAAGGAACAAAAGGAUCAGAGUUAUUCUACUGUGAAGACCGCAGCCACACGGAUCAGUGUCAACAAUCUCAAACCUGGCACCACAUAUGUCUUCCUUAUCCGCUCCUCCUCUCCGCCGCCCAUCGACUAUGGCGCGUACAGCACUCCCCUGGAGCUGCAGACACUUGGCGAGUUGGCACUGGCAUCUAGUGAACAGAGCCCGGUGGUAAUUAUUGUCGUCGUCUCAGUGGCCGCCCUGAUCAUGCUGCUCUCCAUGGGAGUGGGACUGCUCAUCUGGAGGAGACAAUGCGGCUACAACAAAGCUUCUCAAGAGGGAGACGAGGAACUUUACUUCCAGUUUAAGAUCCCAACACGAAGGACCUAUAUCGACCCAGAGACCUGUGAGGAUCUGCUGCAGGCCGUACAUACCUUUGCCAAGGAACUGGACAACUCGAGCAUCAAGAUAGAGAGAAUUGUGCACACAGGUGACUUUGGGGAGGUGUGUCGCGGCUGCCUGAAGCUUCCCAGUAAGAGAGAACUGCCCGUGGCCAUAAAGACAUCAAGGGCCGGCUGCUCUGACAAACAGCGUCGUUCCUUCCUCAGCGAGGCUGGCAUCCUAGGGCAGUUUGACCACUCCAACAUCAUCCGACUGGAGGGUGUUAUCACCACCGGUAACACCAUGAUGAUCAUAGUGGAGAGCAUGUCUAACGGAGCCCUAGAUUCCUUUCUUAGGAAACAUGAAGGCCAGUUGAGUGUCAUGCAGCUGAUAGAUAUGUUGACCGGAGUGGCAUCCGGGAUGAAGUACCUCACUGAAAUGGGCUUCGUCCACAAACGGCUGGCUGCACACAAGGUGAUGGUUAAUGCCAACCUCAGCUGCAAGGUGUCGGGCUUUAGACCUCUUCAGGAGGACAAGAUAGAGGCUGUCUACACCACAUCGCACGGAGGGAAAAGUGUGGUGCUCUGGACUGCUCCGGAGGCCAUCCAGUAUCAUCGCUUCUCCUCAGCCUCCGAUGUCUGGAGCUUUGGUAUCGUCAUGUGGGAGGUCAUGUCCUACGGAGAGAGACCCUACUGGGAUAUGGGCAACCAGGAUGUGAUAAAGGCCAUCGAGGAUGGUUUCAGGCUGCCAGCUCCAGUUAACUGCCCUCCACAUCUCCAUCAGUUGAUGCUGGACUGCUGGCAGAAGGAGAGGACAGAGAGGCCCAGCUUCAGUCAGAUCCACUCAGCCCUCAGCAAGAGCAUUCGUUCUCCUGAUGGCAUCGGUUCCUCCACACUGGCACGCAGGACCCUGAGUUCAUCCAUCGCCCUAGCAGAAAGGCCUCUUCCCUCGUUCCCAUCCUUUAACUCAGUAGGAGAGUGGCUGGAUGCAGUGGACAUGGGCCGAUACAAGGACAACUUCACUGCUGCAGGAUACUGUUACUUGGAGUCAGUGGCACGAAUGACUGUACAAGAUGUACUGAGCCUUGGCAUUACUUCCCUGGAGCACCAGAAGCUGAUACUGACUGCUAUCCAGACCCUCAGAGCCCAGGUCAUCCAAAUGCACGGCCGUGGUGUGCAGGUCUAGCAAACAGUUCAGUCUCAUACUGCUGCUGCAGACCCCCACGUUCACUAUGUGCAGACGGAUGAUGCGAUCGAGAAGAGGAGAAAGAGAGAGAGCUCUUCCAGACUGCAGGAAAGGCGAGCGGAUCUUUCAGAUAAGUGUACUCCUCUUCACUCCUCCUUCUCGCACUUCCUCAUGCGUUCCUUGAUUCCUUCCUUCCUUUUUUCUACAAAUCCCCUUGGAGAUAAACAUUGUUCCAUUCACGAAGGAGGGAUAGCAGCGGGGUGAUGUCAUGUGACUUUUAUGACCUCUAUCUGCACUUUUACCUUCAAUAACGUGUCAGCUCCAUUUCACUGGUUCUGGACCAGUGCUCAAAUACAAAUGAAAUAUUGUCUCUAACUGGAUGGGUUCAGUCUGAGGCUGACCUGAGCUGUGGGAGAAGCAAAGAUGUACUAUGCUGCAAACACACAAGUCAUGGCUUGGAGCUCAAAGAGACAUAUACAUUUUGUGUGAAAUUUCCCUUUACUACAACAUCCAUUCACCAAAAACGAUAUAUCAUUAAAGGCAGGAACAAUUUUACUCUGGUCAGAACUGGCAAAGCUGUUUCCAUAUCGAAUUUAACACGAUUUACUACAAGGAUACAAAAUCAUAUCACUGUACGUCUGAGCUGAUCUCAUCAGAUGGAACAUUUUUGAAGAUUAAACCUGGCUGCAGCUUAAGAAGACUGUGCUGUCCCAAGUCUAUGGUCCAGUAAGUCUGAGGUUGGAAGAGUUGUGUGAGUGCUCAAAAAAAUAAAGGCUAGACAAAUGGGGCCAGCAAACAGUACAGUCCUAUGACCAGUAUAGGAAAGGAGGUACUCUGAGUUGUGGGUGAUGAUAUACUGUAUUUACAGGAAUAUCAGCCUGCUUUUUUUUUUUUUUUUUUUUUUGCUUUGGGGCUACUGAUUGUGAAACAAAUGCAAAUUGUAAAGCAAAGGGUUGAAAGUGUGUUUGAUUGUUCAUUCAUUUGUUACACAUAUUUUCUUAUUCCCUUAAUCUAUUUCUUCUCUUCUAUGCUCUCCGGUUGUUUUCUUUGUGCAUCUCAUAUUCCCUUUAGCCUGCUGGGUCUUGGUAACGUAAUCCUCCUCUCCAAAGGCUCUCUCACUACCAACUUUAAUAACCUGUAUAGAACUCAGGCCAGCUCUGGAAGAUAGCCUGACUCAGAUAUUUAUCCGUAUUUAUUUAUGUUUAAACACUGUAGCACAAACCUCUUCAAAAGAAAGGUUUAGGAGGGUUUAUUUAACAUAUAGUAUUUAAAAAUAAAACAGUGGUUUUCAUGUUUCGUUUCUGUUCUAUUACUUAUGACUGUGGUUUAAAUCUGAACAGAGUAGUUGUUUUGUUCACAGGAUGUGAGAGGAACAUUGGAGGAUUCUACUGUCAGCACACAGUAUCUGUGUAUGCUUUAACACUGGAUUUGCUACAGUUAAUUGCGGGUCCAUUAUUAUUGGAUAUGCUGUAUAAAUUACAGUGUGUUGCAAUAUGGAUACAGUAUUAAAGAAUGUUAAUUUUUUUUCCUUUGUUGCUGUUGGAUUUUCAUGUUUAAUUUUAUGUUGCUGUUAAUAUGAUGCUCUACCACACUGUGUGGUUGCACUUUUUGCCUGUUUGCUCCCAGAAUUCUCUCUGUACAGUGACCUGCCCCUCUGAUUUCAAUUUGGGAUAUGUGAAACAAGACGUUUACUGGAGCGUUAUCUGAUUCUCAAACCAUUUCACAAUAUAAAGGACACAUUUUUGACUAAAAUAUAACUGCUUUGUAUUUGGUACAAAAUGAUUUUUUGUUCUGUAUCCUUGUACUCUCCUCUCUCUGUAACCGUUUUGUCAAAUUAAACAAUCUCAUGCGUCCUUACAGAUGUUAUCACUCAAAGUUGAACAUAUCUUGAAGAAACGAGGACAGUCCCUGACACACACGAACCUGGCUACAGACACAGACAAGCAGUCACAACACACAAACUGAACCUCGUCACCGUGAUGAAUGAAGUUGUUUCCACUCUCUAUCCCUGUUACUGUGACCGUUACAUGUUUAAUACUGUAAAUAUGUAUUUGAAAAUGCUAAAUCUAUUUUUAUAAUUUGUUUGAAGAACAAUGUGUUGAAUAUAAUAUCUGCUCACUGUGUAAGGGUUUGAGUUGUUUUAAUUUAGGGCCAUAGCUAAAAAAAAACUUUGGUGUUUGGAAUAUAAACCUGGAUUUCUUUUUUUUUUUUUUUGGUUAGUUUUUGAUGAUUUUUACCUGUUAGAAGAAAAUCUGAUGGCUGUUAUAAUAUUGAAAUGUGUUAUUAAAAAAUCUCCAAUACAAGCAAAUGUUUUGUGCUGGUGCAGGUGUCAGAGUACACGGUGCGCCACAGCUUAUGACAUAUGGUGCUGUGAAGCCACAGACCGGUCAGACUGCCCAUGUUGACCCCUGUACACCACCAAAAGCGCCCACAACAGGUAUGUGAGCAUCAGAACUGGACUGUGGAGCAAUGGAAGAAGGCGGCCUGGUCUUGUGAAUCACGUUUUCUUGUACAUCACAAGAAUAGCUGGGUGCGUGUGUCGCUUGCCUGGGGAAGAGAUGGCACCAGGAAGCACCACAGGGAGAUGGCAAGCUGGCGGAGGUAGUGCUGGGAAACCUUGGGUCCUGCCAUUCAUCUGGGUGUUACUUUGACACGCACCACCUACUGAAACAUUGUUGUGGACCAAUUACACCCCUCCAUGGCAAUCGUAUUUCUCUGAGGGCAGUGGCCUCUUUCAGUGGGAAGAUGCUCCCUGCCACUCAGCAAAAAUUGUUCAGGAACGGUCUGAGGAGCAGUCAGUGGUUCAAGGUGUUGCCUUUGCCUCCAAACUCCCCACAUCUCAAUCUAGUCAAGCAUCUCCAGAAUGUGCUGGUCCCACCUCAAAACGUACAGGUGUUAAAGGCAAUGGACACGCUAAUUCUGUGAAAACUUAAUUCCCUGAAUUCAGAGAUUGUUACUCCUAUGUUUACCACCAUUUCUAAAAGGUUUUAAUCUCACAGGCUAUAAACGUUCAAUUUCGGAAAUGUAUUUUUGAACAUUUAAAUGUACGGAGGCAGAAAUCAACAUUUAAUUGGGAUUAAAAUAUUGUCUUAUAUCCAGUAGCUUGAACUGAAUGACAAUUGCAAUUAUUUUCAUGUAUGUUUGUCCAUCUACAAUUUUCGUAGAACCACUAGUUACUAUACAUUCUGGUCUUUCAGUCUCAUGCACAGAAUCGUAUUAAUGUGUUGGUCUUUCUUAAAGGCACCCUGUGGGGUUUUGGACCACAGUAGUGGUAUGGAUCAAUAUUUUAAGAAUUAGUCCCUGUUAUGCUA
Molecule: messenger RNA, 6535 nt
Organism: Monopterus albus (swamp eel)
Lineage: Eukaryota; Metazoa; Chordata; Actinopteri; Synbranchiformes; Synbranchidae
Gene: epha10
Product: EPH receptor A10
Exons: 19
Coding region: 261-3224 (987 amino acids)
Biological process (GO): axon guidance; protein phosphorylation; ephrin receptor signaling pathway
Cellular component (GO): plasma membrane; dendrite
Molecular function (GO): ATP binding; protein binding; transmembrane-ephrin receptor activity
Source: RefSeq, a predicted model, not a curated record